Molecule: messenger RNA, 879 nt
Organism: Drosophila yakuba
Lineage: Eukaryota; Metazoa; Arthropoda; Insecta; Diptera; Drosophilidae
Product: proteasome inhibitor PI31 subunit
Exons: 1
Coding region: 107-805 (232 amino acids)
Source: RefSeq, a predicted model, not a curated record
UGUGAAAUGACAAAUCUAGUGUGCUCUGUCAGAAUUGCUGUCUCAAAAUUGUUGUGGCCCACAGGUGCAUCUUCGCAGAGAUGCCCAUUGAUUUCCAUUGAUCGCCAUGGAAACGUCAGUACUCUCCGAUCUCAGCGAGCUGUCGCUCCAAUCUCUGGGGAUUGGAGUUGCUGGAAGGGGCCAGGCCAGAAGGGAAAUCGGUGCCUACGACUGGCAGUCGCUGCUGAACUCAGUACGGCCGAGUAUUCGCAAGAAGUCCGAUCUGUUGAUAGCCGUCACCCACUGGCUGGUGACCAAGGAGUACCGCCUGCGAUGCGCCUCCCAGUUGCCCAGCUACCCAGUUUCCGGCGGCAGGCAAUUGGCCGGCGGCUGUGGAGCUGUGUGCGAACUGCUGCCCGAUCACUGGAAUCGGGAGGCCGAUAGAUACACGCUGAACUACACGGAUGGACUGGGUGGUCAGUAUGUGCUUAUGGCCAAGCUGAGUCGUCGGGAUCUGGUCAUCAGUCUGCAGAACUCGACCAGCAAACGAAUGGCCAUCGCCUGUGUGCAGCCGGAGCAUCUGGUGCGUUCCACAUGCAAGUCAUCGAUGGACAAGUGCAUUCCCAUGCUGGACAAGUUCAUGAAGAGAUUGCGCGUCGAACUGGUGGAUCCGGCGGUGCGGGGCACCAAAAGAUUGGUCGAGGCACCGUCCUGCAAUAGGAAAAUUUGGAAAAAGGAGCUACCCGUCCGGCAAUCGGCCACUUCUAGUGUGACCUUCAAUCUCGCCAAGAGCGCCCAUGGUCUGGAUUGUGAGGAGUCCACUUAGGGAUGCAGAACUCACCAUUCAAUACAAAUAAAUAUGAAAUUAUCAGUGCAGAGUCGAAAUCACACUUCGCUUAA